AUGAUUUGGGGUAUUUUGAGGCGAACAUUGGUAGGAAGUGUGCGGUUUAGUCGAACCGCUUUGCGCUCCUUGUACCUUCCAAAUGAAGCGACACUCUACACAGACACCUUAGUCCGUCUUGUGUUCAGCAUGUAUUACAUCCCUGCGAUCGUUGUGACGAUCGCGAUGACGCACAACGCACUAGAGCUAGUAGUAUGGCGGUUGGUGUUCCCGGUAACUCAGGAAAUGGAAAAAAACAGUUAUAAUUUUUCAUCUACAUGGACAUUGCUAUUAGGUCUGUGUGAUAUUUUCCGAAGAGUCGCACCUUUUACGACGCUAGGCAUUUCUAUCGCCACAGUUGGACACAAGAUGCUUAACGGCAUCACCGAGGCCAUGCUUGACGCCUAUAUAAAGCACCAGGGCAAGGAUUACCCCCUCACGCGUGCGCGUCUCCAGUUUCUGAUGAAGAAGCCAAUCCGUGUAGCAGCACUCCUGGGUGUCAUGGUCACUCUUUCCUUCUCUUUUAUCUUUGUCUUUUAUACCAGCAUCAUUGAGUUUCUCAUGCGCAAGGAGUUCGUCGUCGUCAUCGCCACCUUGGUUGUUGGGAUCGUGCAGUCCCUGUACGUGGGUCUGACCGUGCCGCACUGGGUUCAAUCGAAGUUGAUUAAUGCACACAAACCACAGCAGAUGCUUGAGCCCGCUGAGAAGGGUUGGAACGCCCUGCGAGCAGGAGCUUCUGAAGCACACUCGCUGCCGUUGAGCAAACGCGCCGAAAACGACCCUGUGUUUGGCCAAGACAAAUUAGUGGGAGAGACCUUGAAGCAAAGAAAUGGCAAAAUAGCGGCAGUGGGACAAAGCAACGGCGAGGUGAAUGGUCACUUACAGAGGGCAGAAGGUGGCCGAGGGGUCGCAUCGGCCGUGAGAGCUGAGGCGAUUCGGAGAGAAAAGCUUUUCGCCCACAUUGAAAAUGAGUGGUGGACAGAGCACAUCAGUUUGAUGCGAUACAUAGCCCUUGUAUUUGUUGUGUUUUUUUCGGUGCUUGCCGGGAUUCCCCACGGCCCGUUACGAAGCCUAACCACCGCGGUACUGAUGAUCAUGUGUCUCAACUCUGCUCACCUCUUUGCCUACUUGUCCCUAUCCUUCACCUCCGCCACGAUUCGAACUGUGUGGUCCUACCGAUGGCUGCGGUGGCAUCCAGACGCCCGUCUGCCUGUGCUCACGGUGGUGUUGCCCUAUGAGAUGAUGCUUUUAAGCGGGCUUGUUCACUUUCAGAACCACAUUUUGACGUGUGUGAUGCUGCUCGGGGUCAACAUGUUGCUGGUGGCACGCGGGAUCGACCUCGUACGCGAGUUUGAGAUGACAGAAAACGGCUCGGUACACUGGGUGGAUUGCUCCCUGCGGGAUCACGAAAGGCUUCUGGAGCCGUCCUUGGCUAUCCUCCUGGAGGAUGCCUAUAGAAGGGACGACAAGCAAUUCGCUAUUGUGAGUCUAGAUUCGUUUUUUGACGUGGAGCACAUGCUGAUCAGGUACUCGGAUGGCACUGAAAUUCCGAUUUUGAGGAGGCAAAUCAUCCCCUAUGGCGCCGCACGACGUCUUCUGCGCAGUCAAGAGUUUUAUUUCUACGUCUUGCCCCGUUUCUUGUCGCUGCAAAGUCCUGUCAACUUUAUCGGGAAGACCUUUAGUACCGUUCGGAUCGUCCUUCGGGCUGUGACUAUUACAAUAUGCCUUUUGUUUGCCCUCAUUGUGAGUGGUAUGUUGGUGCAGGCGGCCUUUCCUGAACUGCGCCCCAUCCCCGUACGCGUCCGCGCGUCGAAUGAUGGCCGUGUUCUUACCUUUGACCAUAUUGUAGUGCGCAUGCACUUCCUAUCUCGGUCUAACUUAACAUGCGAUACCGACGACACGUCGUGCGCUUUGCCCAAGGUGAACCUCAGCAGUUUCAAGUGGCUCGAACCCAUCUCCGACGGCAACGAAGACCUUUACCCGUACUUAUGCACACGUGACUACUACGGGACCUCGGUGUGGGAAUUGGCGCUACUGGCGCUUGCCCCAUACCUCUCAAACACAGACGAGAUAGGCGCCAUGUUAAACUUCAUGAAUACAAAUAUGGGCUCUGAUUGGAUUGUCCAGCCGCGCCAUGGCACUGCGUGUGUUUCGACGGAUUCAAGCCACGAGCCCACCGGCUGGACAGGCUUUUAUGACUUUUAUAGUGCCUCUAGAAACAUGUCCGUGAUUGCGGUGCGUGGCACGGAUCUCUCUUCCUUCAAAGACUUUCUCAUUGAUAUAAAUCUUUUUUUCGAGACGGUGUUAUACCAGCUCAUGACCAUGAUUGUGCCAGGCGCGGUGGUCGUACCGAAGGAGCUUGUUGUCAACCUCAUUCGCGUCGCCUCCCUUCAGGAGAAGUUUUGUAGCCCUGUCGGCGGUCUCUCCAACGUUGAGGCUGACAGUGAGGAGACCUGGGCACAUCUCCUGAGCUCCACCAACAGGUCGCUGCGGGAAUGCAGACACAACAACUACCGUCGUAAUUUUUAUGCGGAUGCGUACAACCACCUCGUCUUUCGCGCCCUGCAACCCGACCACCCAAAGCAUGUGGUGUUGACCGGGCACUCGCUCGGCGGGGCCAUCGCCGCGAUUCUCGCUGCGCAACUGGAUAUCAAGGCGGUUGCGUUCUCCGCACCCGGUAUCCUACUAGGCCGGAAAAAGUUUGACGCGAAUCUGCGCCUGAUUCACAAGAAUGUUAUGACCGUCAUUCCAUCCAGUGAUAUUGUGCCCAAACUGGGCCAACACGGCGGAGAGGUCCACCACGUUGAGUGCCUCGCUUCAACAAAAGAACUGUGCCAUGCCAUGGAGUUCCUCAUCGGCACGCUCUGGCGCGCGUGUGGUUCGUUGCGUGUCAGGUUCCCGCUGAUCCAGGAGGUAGUUUAG
Messenger RNA from Phytomonas sp. EM1, 2901 nucleotides. Lineage: Eukaryota; Euglenozoa; Kinetoplastea; Trypanosomatida; Trypanosomatidae. The record is from the annotation of a GenBank genome assembly.